Hymenoscyphus albidus is the source of this 589-nucleotide messenger RNA. The record is from the annotation of a GenBank genome assembly. NCBI's taxonomy places the organism in Eukaryota, Fungi, Ascomycota, Leotiomycetes, Helotiales, Helotiaceae.
AGUGGACUCCUUACUCAAGGGCUACAUUUUCGUGGCAGCAAUCAUGAGGUUUUGAAGAUUACCAUUAUCGUUCUGUUCAGUCUUUCUUGGAUCCAUUCAUACCUCUCGUACUGAAGGUGAAGAUUCAUUGAUCAUGGGUGUCGAUAAUUCAGGGGCCACAGCGGGACCAAACAGCACAGUUGUCACUCCUUCAGAAUCAACUCCAAGCCAACGCGGCGAGGACGAUAGACAACCACAAGGCAAGCAGCCACUAAGCAAACGUGGUCUGGCUGUGAUAUGGGAUUCCCUCGACAAAACACCCAAAGAGCGAGCUCUGAUCGCGAAACUCGAUUGGUGGAUCCUCAUUUAUGUCUGCGGAGCAUAUUUUGUAAAAUACCUCGACCAAACGAAUGUUUGUAUUGCCCUUUCCCACAAAGUUUAUAUCUAAUCCCAACACCAGGUCUCAAAUGCUUAUGUCUCGGGUAUGAGAGAGGGUCUCAAUCUGAAAGGAAACGACCUGAACCUUCUCACAACGUAUUGGACCAUCGGAUACAUCAUAGGCCAAUUUCCAUCCCAGAUGAUAAUGACCAAGAUCCCCCCUUCGAUCUGA